Podospora anserina S mat+ is the source of this 11973-nucleotide messenger RNA. RefSeq lists its product as uncharacterized. Lineage: Eukaryota; Fungi; Ascomycota; Sordariomycetes; Sordariales; Podosporaceae. Gene Ontology annotation, molecular function: 3-oxoacyl-[acyl-carrier-protein] synthase activity; fatty acid synthase activity; phosphopantetheine binding. The record is from RefSeq and is a predicted model, not a curated record. The transcript is spliced from 7 exons. Bases 1 to 11973 code for a protein of 3990 amino acids. Gene Ontology annotation, biological process: fatty acid biosynthetic process; secondary metabolite biosynthetic process.
AUGUCUCCCCAAACACCCCAUGAACCCAUCGCCAUCGUCGGCACAGCCUGCCGCUUCCCUGGCCCAUCCACCUCACCCUCCAAGCUCUGGUCCCUCCUCGCCUCCCCAACCGACAUCCAAACCGCCAUCCCCCCGAGCCGCUUCAACACUGAAGCGUUCCACCACCCCGUCGGCUCACACCAUGGCACCACCAACGUCCGCCACGCCUACCUCCUCACCCAGGACCUCUCCCACUUUGACGCCUCCUUCUUCAACAUCUCCCCCAACGAAGCCGACAGCAUCGAUCCCCAGCAGCGUCUGCUCAUGGAGACCGUGUAUGAGGCCCUCGAGUCGGGCGGCCACAGCAUCGAGGCCCUGAGGGGAAGCGACACCAGUGUCUAUGUCGGCUGCAUGGGUGUCGACUGGAACGACACCCUGCUCCGGGAUGUCAACCAGGUGCCCACCUACUUUGCCACCGGCACGAACCGGGCCAUCAUUGGGAACAGGCUGAGCUUCUUCUUUGACUGGAGGGGGCCCAGCAUGACGAUUGACACUGCUUGCUCGAGUUCUUUGGUUGCCGUGCACCAGGCUGUGAUGAGCUUGAAAAGCUCUGAAUCUCGCGUUGCAGUUGCGGCUGGUGGUCAGGUCAUCCUGAACCCUGAGGCAUUUGUGUUUGAGUCCAAAAUGAACAUGCUUUCCCCAACGGGCCGAUCUCGCAUGUGGGACGCCAGUGCCGAUGGUUAUGCCCGAGGUGAAGGAGUCGCAGCUGUCAUCCUUAAAAAGUUAUCUGAUGCGAUAGCGGACGGUGACUACAUCGAGGGCAUCAUCCGUGAAACCGGCGCCAACCAGGACGGACACUCUCAGGGUCUUACCGUUCCUAGCUCUGAAGCUCAGGCAUCUCUCAUUCGCAAAACCUACAGGAAAGCUGGCCUCGACCCAGAAAACAACCCUGCCGACCGCCCACAGUUUUUCGAGGCUCAUGGCACGGGCACAAAGGCAGGCGACCCCAAGGAGGCGGCUGCCAUCUAUGAGUGCUUUGGCCAACACGUCAAGGCCGAGGAAACUCCGCUGUAUGUCGGCUCUGUAAAGACAGUCAUUGGCCACACUGAGGGUGCUGCCGGUCUCGCUGGCUUCAUGAAGGGCUUGAAGAGCAUCCAGGCGGGCCAAAUCCCACCCAAUCUGCUCUUUGAGAACCUCAACCCCGCCAUCGAGCAGUACUACAAGGGUCUCACUAUCCCAACCUCCCUAGCCCCGUGGCCGCAGCUUCCCGAGGGCGUUCCCCGCAGAGUCAGCGUUAAUUCUUUCGGCUUUGGCGGCAGUAAUGCGCAUGCAAUCAUCGAGCAGUACAUCCCGACAACCACCACUCCCGAGCCCGAGAACCAGUCGCCUGUCUUUACACCUUUUGUCUUCUCUGCCGCGUCUGAGACCUCCCUCGUGGCCCACCUCGAGGCCUAUGCCGAGCAUCUCAAGACAAGGAGUGACAUCACAGCGAGAGACUUGGCAUGGACUCUGCAGUCGCGCAGAAGUCACUUGCCUAUCAAGGCUGCUUUCUCGGCCCGGUCGGUGGAGCAGCUUGUCGAAAAGCUGGAUGACAAGCUCGCUGAUCUCAAGCGUGCGGCUGGAACCACCGUCGGUGUUCGCUCCGCGACGGCCAAGUCCACGUAUCCUACCAAGAUCCUGGGUGUGUUCACUGGCCAGGGCGCCCAGUGGGCAGCCAUGGGUGGUGAGCUGAUCAAGUCUUCCGAGUUUGUCCGCAAGAGACUUGGAGACCUGGAGAGUGCGCUGGACACACUCCCGGCUGCUGAUCGCCCGGUCUGGCGUCUGGUUGAUGAGCUGCUGGCGGACUCAACCACAUCUCGCAUUGGUGAGGCGGAGCUUUCCCAGCCGCUGUGCACCGCUAUCCAAAUUGUCUUGGUCGACAUGCUCAGGGAGGCUGACAUCAACUUCAGUGCUGUUGUCGGUCACUCCUCGGGCGAGAUUGGUGCGGCUUAUGCUGCCGGCUACCUGUCCGAUGUUGAUGCCAUUCGCGUGGCCUACUACCGCGGACAGUAUGCCCGGCUUGCUGGGAACGAGGCAACCGGUCAACAAGGUGCCAUGUUGGCUGUUGGCACUUCACUAGAAGAUGCGAAGGAUCUCUGCAACCUUCGUGCUUUUUCCGGACGUUUGGCGGUAGCUGCACACAACUCGUCAGCCAGUGUUACGCUAUCCGGUGACGUCGAUGCCAUCAUCCUUGCCAAGAAGGUGUUUGACGAAGAGAAAAAGUUUGCUCGUCUUCUCAAGGUUGAUACUGCCUAUCAUUCCCACCACAUGCUGCCUUGCGGUGACCCAUACAUCGCCUCUCUCCAACAGGCUGGCGUUCGUGUCAAGAGGCCGACCUGCGCCUGGUUCUCCAGUGUUAUCGCAAGCGACAAGCCCCUGGAGCCUACCGAGACUCUUCAGGAUGUGUACUGGCGCGAUAACAUGGCCAAUACUGUUUUGUUUGCCGAUGCUGUCAAGAACGCCAUCGCUAGCGACCCACAAAUUGGUCUCGCCAUCGAGGUUGGCCCUCACCCCGCGCUCAAGGGCCCGGCUACUCAGAACAUUGGCGACAUUCGCCCUGCUCCAAUCCCUUAUACAGGCGUCCUCAGCCGUGGCAAGUGUGAUAUUGAGUCUUUCUCCGAUGCCCUCGGAUUUGUGUGGACUCAACUUGGUGCCCACGCCGUUGACUUUGCCUCUUAUGAGAAGCUCAUCUCGCCAUCUACACGCCAGCCCAAGCUCGUGGUAGACCUCCCAUCGUACCAGUGGAACCAUACCCGCUCCCACUGGCAAGAAUCGCGAAGGUCCAAGAAGAUUCGGUCCCGGACGGCAGCGCCCUUCCACGAGAUUCUCGGGAUUCCUUGCCCCGACUCAACUGACCGUGAGAAGCGCUGGACGAAUAUUCUCAAGGUGUCCGAGAUUUCUUGGCUAGACGGCCAUCAGUUGCAGGGGCAAACUGUUUUCCCUGCUGCUGGUUACGUUGCCAUGUCGAUCGAGGCCGCUCGGACUCUGGCCACGGAGCAGCCGGUGUCCUUCUUUGAGCUCAACGAUUUGGCCAUUCCCCGCGCUAUCACCUUCGAAGAGGAUGUAAACUCGUCAGUUGAGACCCUCGUCACGCUUACAAACAUCGCCACCAAGGGUAACGUCACCAGCGCCUCCUUCGCCGUCUACUCCUCCUCCUCGGCCGAAUCGGAGCUCGAGCUCAUGGCUUCGGGUUCUCUCACGAUCACCUUUGGCAACUCCUCAUCCGCCACCCUCGCGUCCAGCCCGCUAGCCGAAACCAACAUGUCGACCGUCGACGCCGACAGGUUCUACACCUCCCUUUCCAAGCUUGGGUACGGGUAUUCCGGCAGCUUCAGGGGCAUGUCCUCCCUGAAACGCUCUCUCAAUCGAGCUUCCACAUUGGUCUCCACCUACCCCUACACCUCCCAAGACCUCACCCCAUACCUCGUCCACCCCACCAUGCUCGACGUCGCCUUCCAAGCCUCCAUGCUCGCCUACUCGGCCCCAGGCGACGAGAGGCUCUGGUCGCUUCACGUCCCGACCGCCAUCCGCUCCAUCCGCGUCAACCCGGCCCUCUGCGUUUCGCCCCUGCCCGAGCACCUCCCCGUCCACGCCACCCUUGAGGAAACAAACGAGUUCUCUGCCAGCAUCGAUGUUUUCAACAACGCCGUCAACGACGGCGGGGCCAUGAUUCAGGUCGAUGGGCUGACCAUCAAGCCUUUUGCUCCGGCAACCGAGGCUGACGAUCACCGCCUGUUUUCCUACACCAAGUGGGACGUCGCCUCACCACAGGGAGAUUCCAUCACCAAGGGGAUCGAGCCCACACAGGACGAGGUUGAGCUGGCGGCUGUGUGUGAGAGGGUGUCGUUUUACUACUUGAGACGUUGGAAGGAGGAGCUCAGCGAUGAGGAGUGGGCGAAUGGCCAGGCGCAUCAUGCUUCGUUGAGGGAUUUCAUGAAUCAUGUGCUUGGUGAGGUGGAGAAGGGACGCCAUCCUUGCGUCAAGAAGGAGUGGUCGAAUGAUAGUGAUGAGGAGGUCAAGGACCUGAUCAAGAGGUGCCACAGAUACUCCCACACCAUCGACAUCAGGCUUCUGACUGCCGUGGGUGAGAAUAUUCCUGCUGCUGUACGCGGUGAGACCACCAUCCUUGAGCAUAUGCUGGUGGACAACAUGCUGGAUGACUUUUACAAGAAGGGUCUGGGCUUUGCUCGGUACAAUUCUUUCUUGGCUUCCAUGAUGGAGCAAAUGGUACAUCGAUACCCUCAUGCUAAGAUCCUCGAGAUUGGCGCUGGCACUGGCGGUGCCACCAAGUCGGUUUUGGAAAAGAUUGGGGACAAAAUGUCGUCAUAUACCUACACUGACGUGUCGGUCGGCUUCUUCGACAAGGCCGCAGAGCUGUUCCGGUCAUACAGCGACAAGAUGACUUUCAAGGUCCUCGACGUGGAGAAACAGCCUUCCAGCCAGGGAUACGAGCCCCAUUCAUACGACAUCGUCGUCGCCUCCAACGUCCUCCACGCCACCGCAUCCCUUCAAAAGACCCUGACGCACGUCCGCCAGCUCCUCAAGCCUGGUGGCUAUCUCAUGCUUCUCGAGCUUACCGACAACGGCCCCAUCCGCUGUGGCAACAUCAUGGGCGGGCUCCCUGGGUGGUGGAUAGGCGCCGAGAUUGACGGCCGCAGGUACGCCCCCACCAUCACUCCCGCCGAAUGGAACAUGUACCUGCGCAAGGCCGGUUUUGCCGGCGUCGACGCCUGCACCCCCAAGGUCAACGUUCUGCCCUGGCCCUUCUCCAUUAUGGCCGCCCAGGCCGUCGACGACAAGGUCCAGUUCCUCCGCCGUCCUCUCGCCCGCUCCAAGACUUCGGUCAAGCUCGACAGCCUCGUCAUUCUCGGAAUCGGCACCAUCGAGACAUCCGACCUCGCCGAGGAGCUGGAGGAGCUUCUCUCCCCCUUUGCCAACCAGACCACCGUCCUCACUGGGCUGCCUACCGAGGCCCAGGCAAGAGAAAUUGACCCCAUGAGCACCAUCAUCAACCUGGCCGAUCUCGACUUCCCAAUCUUCAAGCAAAUGACCACCGAUCGUAUGGAGGGCCUCCAGCGGCUGUUCGAGCUGGCAAAACACAUCCUCUGGGUCACCAAAGGCGCUCAAGCCGACGAGCCAUACCACGAAGCCAGUGUCGCUUUUUCGCGCGCUAUCAGCCAUGAGACGAGACACAUUAGCCUGAACCACCUUGACCUGUCUGAUCUGGGAAGAAACACCGGACGGGCUAUCGCGGAGCACCUCCUUCGGCAGUGUGCGCUCGACGAGUGGGAGGACGAGAAGAUCAUGUGGAGCAAGGAGCCAGAGGUGUUCUUGGACAAUGGGCUGCUCAAGGUUCCUCGUCUUGUGGCCAAUGUUGCUCAGAAUUCUCGCCUCAACUCGUCCAGGCGAAACAUCACCAAGACCUUGUCUCUUGCCGAGUCAAAGUCGAUCACUGUUGCCGUGUCGGCUGAUGGUGUUCCCGCACUGGUUGAAGAGGUCAGGCCUGUUACCAAGGAGACCCGUCAAUGUGUAAGGGUUGAGGCUUCCAGUCUGACGGCCAUCAAUGUGGUUAUUGGAAGCUUCUUAUUUGUUGGUCUGGGCAAGCAUACUGUCACUAAGGAGUCAGUUAUGACGCUGGCGCUGUCAAACUCGAUUGAGGUCACCCCCGUGGCAACGGUAUCUGUGCCACCAACCCUGUCGAGCAGUUCUGGCCUUGUGAGAGUUGUCAGCGAGCUCAUUGCUGCCUCUCUACUCGAGAACAUUGCUUCAGGAAGCAGUGUCUUGGUGCAUGGAUCAAACAAGGACCGGUAUUUGAUCGCCGCUCUGUCUAGCCAGGCGCAAGCCAAGAACAUCCGCAUCACCUGCUCAUACGAUGCCGAGGAGGAUGAGCCGAUUCCCCAAGGACUUGCGCUCAAUGGCCGGUCCCCCAGACACAUCAUUCGCAAGAGCCUUCUGCCGGCCAAGCCAACCCAUUUCCUCAAUCUCACUUCGGCGGGUGGUGACCUCGGCCAGACGAUUGGGCAGGUGUUGACCUCCAUUGGACCCUACAAGCGCAUUGAAGCGUCCGACGUUUCCCGCUUUGAGUCUUCGCUGCCGUCGACCAGUCGCGAGAUUGCUGCAGCCAAGCUCCAAGCGGCUGUGGUUACUGUCACUUCCAUUGCGGAUGAUGCCAGCGAUCUUGUGGCUCCAGUCACACAGAUCACAGAGGCUGGCGCCUCUCUGCUGAACCACCCAACUGCUGUCGUAAACUGGGCCGUCGAUGGCAGCGUCAAGGUUGGUGUGAAGCCUCUUGACGCAACGCAGCUUUUCGGCGAGAACAAGUCCUAUCUCCUCGUGGGCCUCAGUGGUCAGAUCGGCCAGUCAGUCGCAGAGUGGAUGGUGAAGAACGGUGCCGGGUGUGUCUGCCUGACCAGUCGUUCCCCCAAGGUCGAUCUCAAGUGGCUUGAGGCUGUGCAGUCUACUGGCGCCAUCGUCAAGAUCUACGCCAUGGAUGUGACAGACAAGGCCUCUCUUGAGAAGGUGGUUGCUGAUAUCCGAUCAACCUGCCCUCCCAUUGCCGGUGUUGCCAACGGUGCCAUGGUCCUCCACGACAGUCUCUUCGCCAACAUGCCCCUUGAGACGAUGCAAAAGGUCCUCGGCCCCAAGAUUGACGGGUCCAACCAUCUGGACGACAUCUUUUACAACGAGGACCUCGACUUCUUCGUGCUCCUGUCUUCUUCCGCGUGCGUCAUUGGCAACUCUGGCCAGUCCAACUAUGCCGCUUCCAACGGCUACCUCAACAGUCUGGCUCGACAAAGGCGCAAGCGUGGCCUGGCUGCCUCCGCGUUGGAUAUCGGCCGCGUGGCUGGUCUUGGCUAUGUUGAGACAGCUGGACAGGCUGUGAUGGACCAAUUAGAGCGCUUCGGGUUGAUGGCUAUCGCAGAGUCUGAGUUCCACCAGAUGUUUGCCGAGGCCGUCCAGGCCGGUUAUCCCAAGCCUGACGAUAAGGAUGGUAUUCCGGAUGCUGUCGUCACCACGGGCAUCCGCACUAUCCGUGACGACGAGGAUAUUCAAGGCCCUUGGUUCGAGAACCCUCGCUUCAGUCACUGUAUUGUCGAGGCCGCCAAGGGACAAUUGGAUGGUCAAGAUGAGAACAAGAAGACGUCUCUCCCGGUCACGGUUCAGCUGGCGGGCGCGUCGACCAAGGACGAAGCUUUGGAGAUCCUGCAAGGUACGUCUUCAUCCACCACUCAACUGAAAUCAGCACUAACAACCUCUACAGAAUGUUUCUCCUCCAAGCUCAGGGUUAUCCUCCAGAUUAAUGACCAGGCCAUUGACCCAGAGAUUCCCGUCGUGGAGCUCGGUGUCGAUUCUUUGGUCGCUGUUGAAGUUCGUUCUUGGUUCUUGAAAGAAUUGAAGGUUGAUAUUCCCGUGCUCAAGGUGGUGGGAGGUUCUUCUGUUGCCGAGCUCUGCCAGCGCGCUUUGGACAAGCUUCCCGAGGAGAUGCUUUCAGGCAUCGGCAAGGCCGGCUCAGAGUCCAAGCCCAAGCCUGCCGCAAUGAAGACGCUCCCCAAGCCCGAGCCCAAGGUCGAGUCGGCCGGGGCAUCAGAGUACGACUCCACUGCCCCCAGCAUGGUGACCCCGGCGGACGUCACCACUGCCCCUGGUUCUUCCACCCAGCUCUCAUCCCGUUCUGCGUCUUCCGAGAACCUCGCCGCCGACGCCGCCAAGCAGGCUCCUGUUGCCGCCGCCCCACCCGCUCCUCUGAAGUUCGUCAAGAGCGAGCAGAUCUCCUUCGGUCAGUCACGCUUCUGGUUCCUCCGCCUCCUCGUCGAUGACCCAACGACGUUCAACGUUGCUUUCUUUUACCGAGUCACAGGGGCCCUCAGGGUCGGCAGUCUGGAGAGAGCCAUUCGCGUGGUGACUGCCAGACAUGAGGCUCUUCGUACCUGUUUCGUUGCGGACCAGACCGAGGCUGACCAGGCAUACCAAAAGGUGAUUGCUAGCUCGCCACUUCGUCUCGAGCACAAGCAAAUCAGCUGCGAUGAGGAUGUCGCCGUUGAAUACGCCAAGCUCAAGGCCCACGAGUUCGACCUUGCUGCCGGCGAGAGCAUGAAGCUUGUCUUGCUUUCCAAGUCCCCAGAGGACCAUUUCCUUCUCAUCAACUAUCAUCAUAUUGUGAUGGACGGCGUUAGUUUCCAGGUUUUCCUUUCUGAUUUGGAGAAGGCAUACAACAACCAGUCUCUUGGGAAGGCUCCCCGCCAGUUCCCCGACUUUUCUGCCUCGCAACGCCAGGCUUUUGAGAGCGGUGACAUGGCUGCCGACCUCGACCAUUGGCGCGGUAUCUUUCCCGAGGGCCAACAGCCACCAGUGCUCCCUCUCCUCCCCAUGGCCCGGACCAGCUCCAGACUGUCCAUGCAGAACUUUGACAUUCAUCAGGUUGGUUGCCAUCUCGAGCCAGCCUUGGCAGCGCGGAUCAAGGCCGUGUCCAAGGCUCAGCGCUCGACCCCGUUCCACUUCUACCUCGCCGCGUUCAAGACCAUGCUCUUCCUCUUCACGGAAGCGGAUGACCUCACCAUCGGCAUCGCCGACGCCAACCGCACCGACAGCGAUGUAAUGGCCAGCAUCGGCUUCUUCCUCAACCUCCUCACCCUCCGCUUCCGUCGCCAGCCAAGCCAAAAAUUCUCCGACGCCAUCAACGAAGCCCGCAACACGACUUACUCCGGCCUCGCCCAUUCCCGUUUGCCCUUUGACGUGCUGCUCAAGGAACUCAACAUUGCCCGGUCGUCUGCCCACUCCCCCUUCUUCCAGGCCUUCUUCGACUACCGCCAGGGCGCGCAGGAGAAGCACGCAUGGGGCAACUGCCAAUUCGAAGUGCAAGAGCUUCACCCCGGACGAACUGCUUAUGAUAUUACCCUGGACGUGACCGACUCUGCCACUGACGCCCUCGUGAUGUUCCGGGCCCAGAAGAGUUUGUAUGAUCAGACUGCCGCGAACCUGCUGAUGGAGACGUAUGUGCACCUGCUGGAGGUUCUUUCAGCCGAUGUCUCGCUGUCCUUGCAGACAACGCCGCUCUUUGGGGAGAAGCAGGUUGAGGUAGCUGUCAGUGUUGGCCGUGGUCCCGCAAUGGUCUCGGACUGGCCCGGAACCCUUACUCAUCGCAUUGAUCAGGUUGCUGCCGAGAACCCAGACAAGACUGCGCUCAAGGAUGGCCAUGGAAACGUCUUGACGUACAGCGAGAUGAUCAACAGAGUCGAGGCCAUUGGUGAGGCGCUGCAGGGCGCUGGUGUCAGCCAAGGUUCUCGUGUUCCAGUCUUCCAGGACGCCGCCAGUGACUGGGUUUGCUCGAUGCUGGCCAUCUUCCGUGUGGGAGCUAUUUACGUCCCCUUCGACUUGCGCAAUCCUCUCCCUCGCCUCGCCACAGUCGCGGUUGACUGCGAGCCCACUGCCAUUCUUGCCGACAAGACCACCAUCGACCAAGUCCCCCAGCUCAACGUCCCCACCGCCACCGCCAUCAACGUCUCCGGCCUGCCACUCAACGCCUCCAAGCCCGUCCCCAACGUCGCAGAUCCCAACACGCCGGCCGCUAUUCUCUACACCAGCGGUUCAACCGGUCUUCCCAAGGGCAUCAUCGUCACCCACGCCGGUCUGCGCAACGAGAUUGAGGGCUACACCAAAAUGUGGAAGCUCGGCACCCAGCACACCCUCCAGCAGAGCGCGUUCACCUUCAACCACUCUUCUGAUCAAAUCUACACUGGCUUGGUGAACGGGGGGUCAGUCUACGUCGUUCCCUGGGCCACCAGAGGUGACCCCCUUGGCAUCACAGAGAUCAUCAAGAGCGAGGGCAUCACGUACACCAAGGCGACACCCUCCGAGUACUCCCUCUGGAUGCAGUUUGGCAACGAGAAUCUCCGGGACGCUAGCUGCUGGCGAUUUGCAUUUGGUGGUGGUGAGCCUCUGGUCAGCGGUGUGACCAAGGAAUUUGCUGCUCUGGAGUUGUCUGAGCUGAAGUUCUUCAACUCGUACGGGCCGACCGAGAUUUCGAUUUCCUCGCACAAGAUGGAGAUGCCGAUCCAUAAUGCCCAGGCCAUUGAAGCCAUGGGUCGGAUUCCCUGCGGUUACUCAUUGCCCAACUAUUAUACCUAUAUUGUUGAUCAGCAGCUGAGGCCCGUUCCUGUCGGGAUGCCUGGGGAGGUGUGCAUUGGGGGGGCCGGUGUUUCCCUUGGCUAUCUGAAGAACGAUGAGUUGACCGGCAAACACUUUGUUGCCAACCCCUUCGCCACCAAGUCUGAUGUCGCUAGCGGUUGGACUCGGAUGUAUAGGACAGGGGAUAUCGGGCAUCUCCAAACCGACGGUGCCAUGGUCUUCCACAACCGCACGGAUGGGCAGAUCAAAAUACGCGGAUUGCGUAUAGAGCUCGCUGAUAUCGAAAACAACAUUGUUGCGGCGUCUGAUGGUGCUUUGAAGGAGGCAGUCGUCGCUCUCCGUGAGGGCAACCCCGACUUUCUCAUUGCCCACGUUGUGUUUGCACCUCAGAGCAACGUUGCCGACAAGGAGGCCUUCUUGCAACACCUUCUUGGUCACUUGCAGAUUCCUCAGUACAUGGUUCCGGUCGCCGCCAUUCCCCUUGACAAGCUCCCCUUGACGAACCAUUCGAAGGUGGACCGCAAAGCGCUCAAAACUAUCGCUCUGCCGCAGCGCACCUCCACCGCCUCCCAGGAGGAAGACACCACCGAGAUGACCGAGACCAUGCUUCAGCUCCGCCGUGUCUGGCAAGACGUCCUCGGCCACAACAACGACAACUCCCUCACCUUCGACAUCGCCCCCUCGACAAACUUCUUCCUCGUGGGCGGAAACUCCCUGUUGGUCAUCCGUCUCCAAUCCCGCAUCCGCCAGUCCUUCAACGUCGUCAUCAAGCUGGUAGAUCUCCUCGGCUCCAACACCCUCUCCGCCAUGGCCCGCAAAAUCGAAGAAACCCCCUCCGUCACCACUAUCGACUGGGACACCGAAACCACCCCCCCAACCAUCCCCUCCUUCCUCUCUUCCAUCCCCCGCACCCCAGUCUCCACCUCCCCAAAAACGAUCCUCCUCACCGGCGGAACAGGCUUCCUCUCCCGCACCCUCCUCCCCCUCCUCUCCUCCUCCCCAUCCAUCUCCCAAAUCCACGUCAUCUCCAUCCGCAACUCCAAACCCCUCCCCUUCACCUCCUCCAAAAUCAUCCCCCACCCCGGCGACCUCUCCUCCCCUAUGCUCGGUCUCUCAGAAUCAGACUUCACCACCCUAGCCAGCAAAGUCGACGCAGUCAUCCACCUCGGCGCCGUCCGCUCCUUCUGGGACAACUACCACGUCCUCCGACCAUCAAACGUCCACCCGACAAAGGAGCUCGUCAAGCUCGCCAGUCCGAGACAGAUCCCAAUCCAUUACAUCUCUACCGUUGGGGUCCUGCCGGCGGGAGUGGAAAGGGAGACAUCGGCAAAAUAUCACUUGCCGGCUGGGGAUGGGUCGAAUGGGUAUGUAGCGUCGAGAUGGGCGAGCGAGCAGAUUUUGGAGAGGUCGGGGUUGCCAGUUAGGGUGUAUCGUUUCUUGCCUGCGACUACUGGGGAAGACACGGAGAGGAAGGUGUUGGAGGAGUUUGGGCGGUUUGUGAAGCUGUCGGGCAAGGUUCCUGAUUUUGGGGGGUGGGAGGGGAAGAUUGAUUUGAUCGAGGCGGGGAAGGUGGCUGGGUGGUUGAGCGAGGAGGUCGAAGGUGGGGUUGAAGGAGUUGGGUAUAGGCAUUGGAGGAGUGAGGUUGAGCUGACGGUGAAAGAAUUGAGUGAGUAUAUCGAGCGGAAUCUGGCGCAGCCGAGAGAAAAGUAUGAGACGAUGGCGGGGUUGGGGUGGAUCGGGUUGAUCAAGAAGCUCGGGUUUGGGUAUUUCUUUUCGGGGCAGAACGCGUCGGUCGGGAAGGAGAAGAGUCGGUUUGAGUCGAGGAGAUGA